Messenger RNA from Cryptotermes secundus, 8381 nucleotides. RefSeq names its product mitogen-activated protein kinase p38b. Gene Ontology annotation, molecular function: ATP binding; MAP kinase activity. NCBI's taxonomy places the organism in Eukaryota, Metazoa, Arthropoda, Insecta, Blattodea, Kalotermitidae. The transcript is spliced from 10 exons. Gene Ontology annotation, biological process: protein phosphorylation; intracellular signal transduction. The record is from RefSeq and is a predicted model, not a curated record. The coding region runs from base 147 to 1217 and encodes 356 amino acids. Gene Ontology annotation, cellular component: cytoplasm; nucleus.
GAUGCAUUCGAUGUACUGGUGAUCCGUGGGUUGUAGAAAAUGGAAGGAGUACUGUUUGGUUGUGUUUUGAAGUGAAGUAUAUUUCUUUUGUUUCUGUAUAUAUCUGUAUUUGUUGACAAAUUAUAGGUUAGCGGUAAAAGACAAUAAUGCCAAGUUUUUAUAAGAUUGAAAUCAACAGAACGGAAUGGGAAGUUCCACAACGAUAUCAGAUGUUAACCCCAGUUGGUUCAGGAGCUUAUGGCCAAGUUUGCUCUGCUGUAGAUACCAAAAUGCAUGUGAAAGUGGCUAUCAAGAAACUUGCUCGACCAUUUCAGUCAGCUGUUCACGCAAAACGGACAUACCGAGAGUUGCGCAUGUUGAAGCACAUGAACCAUGAAAACGUGAUUGGUCUUCUGGAUGUGUUUCAUCCCUCUACUUCACUAGAUGAUUUUCAACAAGUUUACCUCGUAACACAUUUGAUGGGUGCAGAUCUGAACAACAUAGUGAGGACACAGAAACUAUCUGAUGAUCAUGUUCAAUUUCUUGUCUACCAGAUUCUUAGAGGUCUCAAAUACAUCCACUCAGCUGGCAUAAUUCAUAGGGACUUGAAGCCAUCAAAUAUUGCAGUGAAUGAAGACUGUGAAUUAAAGAUUCUGGAUUUUGGUUUAGCAAGGCCCACAGAGAAUGAGAUGACUGGGUAUGUUGCAACACGAUGGUAUAGGGCACCAGAAAUUAUGCUAAACUGGAUGCAUUACAACCAGACAGUGGAUAUCUGGUCAGUGGGUUGCAUCAUGGCAGAACUUCUUACAGGGAGGACUUUGUUUCCUGGAACAGAUCAUAUCCACCAGCUAAACCUUAUCAUGGAGAUAUUGGGCACCCCCCAUGAGGAGUUUAUGCAGAAAAUUUCCAGCGAAUCUGCUCGAAACUAUAUCCAGUCUUUGCCCCCACUUAAAAAGAAGGACUUCAGGGAUGUUUUCAAGGGAGCUAACCCACUUGCAAUUGACCUUCUGGAGAAAAUGCUGGAGCUUGAUGCAGACAAACGCAUAACUGCAGAAGAUGCUCUUGCACACCAGUACCUGGCACAGUAUGCUGAUCCCUCAGACGAACCUGUAUCUGCACCAUAUGACCAGAGCUUCGAAGACAUGGAUUUGCCAGUAGAAAAAUGGAAAGAGCUUGUCUACACAGAAGUCAUUGGAUUCGUGCCCCAGACUCUGCCUCAGGCGGUGCAAGAAUCCUAGUCACUUGUUAUCUGUCCAUUGGUUUGUUGCAGAUUUUCUUGGGUCUGUUGAAUUCUUGAAACCAUUUUUGCUUUCACUAAUAUAGCAGGGUUACAUGACAUUCUCCAGCUGUACAGUAUUAAGUUAUAGCUGUUUGGUUUGAAGGAGCAAAACUGUUAUACCAUUUUUUCCCAAAGUAGGUGGGCUCGGUGGAACUCUGGGUUCAAUACAUUUCAUUAGAUUAAAGACAUUUUUGUGUUUAAAUUUAAAUACAAAGAGUGAUUCUGCUGUAUUUUGUUCAUCUGAAGCCCAAAUCUGAACUUCAAACUCAGUCUGCUCUCAGAUGAUAUGAAAGGACUCUUUGUCAUACAGAACUUAAGUCUGUUCUCUCAUCCUGUGAGAAGUGAAAGAGAAAUCCUAAAGUACAUUGCUUGACAAUAGAAUUCACUGAGCAAGUGGUAUGAAUAUGUUCCUAUUAUACUGUUUGCUUUUGGUUUGUAUAUAUGAUUUCAUCAGUAUAUUUUGCUGCCCAAAGAGUUCUGAGUUUUUGGGUCAUGAAAGAAAAUGAUUUUAAUAUGUACUUUGGAGUACUUUGAUCUCUUAGAUUCACCAUUUUGGUCAAGCUGAUGUUCAACAAUCACAUCUUGUUAGUUCACCAUUCUAUUAAGUCAGAAGUUCAUAACAGCUCACUAUUAUUGUAACAUCUGUAAUCUGAUACUGGAAUUAUACAGUUAUUACAGGGAGCAUUGUAUUACUGUAAUUAUUUGUAAUUCAUUCAUUUGGUUAUGUUUUGACUCAGUUACCUACUGAGGUUAUGUAGUGUUAAAGUGAUGUAUGAUUGAUUAUGAGGAUGAACUGGGAAGAACAUGGCAGGAAAUAAUUGAGGUCGCCUGUAAGAUAGUAUUAUCCAUGAAGGACUGAGGAAAACCAUGAAAAUUUUUGUUUAAGGUAGCUGAUCCCAUGCUGGAAUUCAAAUAUAGUACAACAUAAAUAUGAGACAGAUGAGUUAGUGCUGUUGCAAACUGCACAGUAAAUGCUUUUGAGAUACACUUAAGUAGAAUAUACAGAACAUAAGCAUGAACUGAUCAUAAUAAUAAUAAUCUUUACUUGACCACACUUUUCUUUGCCUGUUUUGGGUUCAGACCCUGUCUGCAUGGAUCUAAUCCUCUAAUACUUCUGGGUAUCAAAAGAAAACAUUUCUAUUCAAUGUUUAGGCAGUGAAUUUCCUUCUGGUAAAUUUUCACAGGUUGUGAAGUUUUCCUCUUCAAGGUCAGGGUACAUAGUGGUUUUAGAAAUUGGGUAGUGGAGUGUCCCAGCUUCUUGACCAGCUGAACUCAGAGCAGGUUCUUCUACAUUCCGUCCUUAUCCCUGAGAUUUCGAAACUUUGUGAAUGUGAGAAAUAUGAGGUUGAUUCAUACUUGAAACAGCAUCUUUGGGAUUCAGAUUCUGAUAUUCACUUGUAAGAUAUCAUGCACAGAAACAUGUUCAUUUUCAAGAAAAAGCUUCUCAAGUUUGUUAAUGUUCAUGUGAUUGACUGAUGUUUUGCAGCUGUUGGAAGAAAUUGCUUGCUGUGUCAUAGCUGUCCUUGAAUACACUACAAUACAAUGCUCAACUUACACACCCAUGUUUUUGACAUUUCACCAUCCCAAACUGUACUCUAAGUCCCUGAUGAAUAUCAGGCAGUUUUAAGCCCUCUUUCACAAAAAAAUAUGGUUACGUAUUGCUGUUCACCUUACUGACUUCUUGCAGUAUGACUAAGUGCACAUGCACAAGUGUCGAUAGUGUGUGGAGAAGAAACAUUAAAUAACUGUGCAGAAGUUCCACAUUAUUAUGAGAAACCUUGACCAUCCUGGGUCAAAUUUGAACCACUUGCAUAUGUAUCAAGCCCUCACUAUUAGCACCAUCUUGUCACUGAGAGAAGGGCCCUUCACCCUUACAAUAUGGUGAAUUCCAAAAUGUUAUAAAGAAAAACAAAGAAGAGACACCCCUCAAAGCAAUAUAAAAUGUUUUUCUUGCACUGACAGUUUGUAACAGAAUAGUUCAAAAGUGGUAAGUGUGUGUGAUGAAAGAACAUAUUAAAUAACUAUGCAGGAGUUCCACAUUAUUGAGAAACAGUGAAAGUUCUGGGUCAGAUUGGAACCUCCUGAAUUGUAUAUCAAGCCCUCCAUCGUCAUUGGCAUCACCCUGUCACUGAGAGUAGGGCCCUUUACCCUUACAGUAUGGGCAGGUGUCAAAAUGUUAAAAGAAUAUAACUUCUAGUAUUAUAAAAUGUUUGUCUUGUGCUGAUAAUUUGUAACAGAACAGUUCAUGGACCACACUGAUGAACUGGUGAUCUGUCAUUGCAUGACACAGUUCACAAAUUAGUUUGUAUGAUUAAAAGGAAAGCUCACUUCUGUAGCAAUAGAUGAAAUAAAUCAUGAGCUGAAUAUAUCCUGAAUUGGUCAUAAAAUUGUCCAUACUCCACUAUGAAUUUGUUUCUUUUUUAAGACCAUACUGUUAAGGAUUUGAGGUUCUCACAGAAGUGGAUAUGACAUUGUGUAGUCCAGUGAAAGUUGACCAGUAUUUCAGAACAUGUCACCUCAGUCCUCAGGGUUGAAGAUUAAGCCAAGCAAUGAACCAGCAUAAAACAAUCAGAAUGCAGAACUCUCUGUAGACGAAGCAACACAUUCCCCCAAAAUAAAAUUUGACUUUCACCAGACUACAUGGCAUUAUACCCCAGAAGUUAGAAAUUUUUUAAAUUGUUUAAUUCAUUUAUGCAAAUGAGUGAUGCACUGAAGACUUUAUGCAGUAUCUGUAAUUUCCUAUUACUUGCUCAAAUAUGCCAAAUUUUCAGUUCUGAAAUAUGAGAUACAUGGUUUUAUUAGGGAAGGUGCUGGUAUGUGACUCCCCAAUAGUAAAACCCAAAGAUUCUGUGUCCAUCAUAGAAACCUACCAUUGAAUAUAAUCUUGAGCCACUUUAAUCCAAUUCACAUCCUCAUAACCUCUUUCUCUAUCAUCCAAUUUCAUGCUUGAUCUUCCAAAUAGUUAUUUUCCAGGGGCUUUCUCCACCGAAAUUCUUGUGCAUUUCCUUUUCUCCACCAGUAUUAAAUGUUCAUCCUAUCCUUUAUCAUUUUGAUUACUGCAAAGUACUCAUUCUUGGCUGGCUUCAUCUUUCUUCACUACAGAAUAAACAAAGAAGGCAUUGUUAAUUAGUAAAAUUGUAUUCUGUUUCAAGUCACCAGUGUGUUAGUACCACUUCAGUAUGAGAAAGAGCUGCAUGGGAUAAUCCCAAACUUAUUGGAACUUGCUUCAGAAUAGUUACGAGUUUGUAUCAUGUUGUAUUGCAGCAUUAUUGUCAAAUUAGUUGUUGCACUUGAGAGCUACAUGGUGUUUCACUUGCUAGGAAACACAAAUGUUCCUUGAUAUGCUUCCCUAUAAAAAUUGACAUGUACUUACCUUGUAUGUUGCAAAACAAGGUCCUUCUAGAGCAUAUGCUGAAAAUUGCCCCAUCCAGCAUCCAAGCACUUUUGUAUGUGAGUCUGGAAAUUGCCGAAGACAUCUGGUAAUGUGACAUCAGUCAUGGCAGCAACCUCCCACCAUAUCGUGUCUUUGAGGGCAUCAAGUUUUUGUGGCUUAUUGCUGUAUACACAGCCCUUCAGUAAGCCCUGCAAGAAGAAAUUAGGUUAUGUCAGGUCUUGUGAUCUUGACAGCCACAGCUUUUCAAAAUUAAUUCAUCACCGAAAUAACUUUCACUUUCCCUCAUGCUUGCAUUGGAUGUGUGGCACGUUGUGCCAUCUUGAUGAAAGGUAAGAUUGAAUAGACAUAAGCUUCGUCCAUGUCAAUUUUCAUAGGGAACCGUACAAAAAUGAAGAAGUUAUUGAGGAAUGUUGAGUUUCCUAGUGAGAGAAUCACACUGUAUGAAGCAAUGUUUGUAGCUUUGAUACAACAGGGUAAAUACUGUGUGCUACCUAUACAUUUUUUGUUGGAUUGCAUUUUAAGACAGUUUGCUCUUUUUAAAUUUGUAGGAAAGAAUUCAUGUUCUGACUAAAGAAAUAAUGUAUUGUGUCACAGAUUCUAACAGAGCUAUAUUUAGAAGGUGGCAAGUUAAUUUUUGAACUCCCUCUAAAAUGUGUGUGAGUCUUUUUCUGAUUAAAUAUAAUUAUAAAAUGGCAAUAUUGCAGUGAAAGGACACAUGGGCGUCAGUAGCUGCACUGACUUGCGAAUCUCAGUAGUUUGAAUAUUAAUGGCCCUAUAAAAAUGUGUAUAAUACUUGUGAAAUUACUGGAUACAUGUGGCGAGGUUACUAAAACAGUCACAGUUUCACAAAACAAACAGCACAAUUUAGUGAAGAGAAGUAUACUUAUUAUGGUUCUGUAAUAAUCAUUUUACAAAAAUUGAACCAUAUCACUGCUAAUGACGAGAAAUGUCAGUCAGUUGUGUGCCCUAUUCAAUAUUACAUUCUUUCACAUAUAAAUUUACUUUUCAUUUCAAAUUAAGUUUAAUACUUUAAAUACUUUAAUAGUUUAAUUCUUUCUGUGAGAUUUACAUAGUAUAUAGAAUGAAAAUGCAUAGUUUUAUAGUAAAUUAAUUAUCAUGCACAUAAGAAAUCUGUCAUGGCUACCUACAUCUCUCUGCACUUACAUAACUGGAAUAUAAUUCAUUUUAUUUUUAUUUUAACAUCAAAUAUAGCUGUUACUUUACCCUUUCUCUGUUCUAACAUGUUUCAUUGAUCAUUCGUCAACUUCCGUGGGAGUUUAUUUCAGACCUUUAUUAGCACAUUGUGUUUUAAUGUUACAAAUUGUGGUUAUGAGUUUAACCUUUAUUGUCUUUGCUUGUCACUACUUUCACAGCAUAUGCAUGGGUCAGGCAGGCCCAAGCAGUUCUUGAGUUGUAUUGCUCUCAAUGUAAAUACUAUUUCCCCCCCAAGUUAAAAUUCAACCUGCCAAUGCUGCUUUAGUUAGAGACUUAAAUCAGGGUAUGAUUCCUGGAAGAUGCAGAGGUUCCUUCUCUUCCCUACCAUAUCCAUCCAGACUGUCUCUGGUGCCAAUCAGUGGAUGCUAGAGGUUCUUCCUUCAUAUUUGCAAGGCCUGUGUCAAGUUAGGCCAUGACCACUUCCUGUCUCAUCGAUUCCAGUUCAUUAUUUACUAAUCACUUAUUUAUCAUAAUACAGGUAUAAUCUGAAAAAUUUUAAGUAUCAUUAAGUAAACUGAAAACAAACAAAAAUUAAAUCAGUAAGAAUAUAAAGCUGACAGUUUCCUCCAAAACCCCUAUUGUUUAGGAACUGAAUUGACUCUUAUAUUUACAUUUGCGUUUAAUCAUAUGUUGUUUGAAUAUAUCCAAAUUGAUGGUAACUGAAACAUAAAGAUUUAACAUGGAUUACAACCAGAGUAUUCACCAAUCCCAUUCUUUGUCUUGGUCUGGAAUAUCUUUGAUACCUUCCUGUUUAAUAUCAUAUAAUCAUGUCUCUCAUAACUUUGAAAGCUAUUACAUGCAAGUAAUAAUAAAUGGCACAGAAACAGUAACCAGAAUAAUAUUGUGGCAUAUAGACCCAUUGUUAGGCAAGGACUGUGAAGCAAACGAUACAACAGUCAUUGCUGGGCAGCAGUGAGCACGCCAGUGAACUGACUGAGUAGCGAUCACAUGGGAAGCCCAACAGUGGAGGGAUUGUUGAAGGCAGUGUUUUCUGUGGACCAUGGCAGGAUGUUAUAACCAGGAAAGUUGGAGCAGCGAGUUGAGAGUUGAAUUCUGCAAGGGAGGCUGAACAGGGAUGGCACUGUGGUUCAGUUAUGAGAUGGUAGCAAACCAGCAAUGGCAUAAGACCCUGGAGCUGAAGAAUCUCCGCUGUUAGAAGGCAUUGCCAGGUGAAGACAUAGCAUGCUGGGAAAAUUCUUAGCAGGUGCUCUAGUAAUUUGUGAAUUGUGGAGAUUAGGUGUGUGGCGCUGUAAUUACUUGUACUUCUGAGUUAUGUGUGUAAGUGGUCAAUAAAUUGAGUCUUCAAACCCAGUCGAUAAGUCACACAUACAUGUGAUAAUGUAAUCAAGUGGCAACUUGUAAUCAGUCUAUAAGGUCAGAUUGAUGGCUCAGCGAAAUUAAGUAACAAAAUUACUCCUGGAAGCUAGUGGUAAUGCACAGCUGUCUUGACUGAGUGUGUGUGAAAAUCAUACACAUAAAAUUUUUGCAUGAUAUGUCUGCUUGUUAUUUCCAUGCCCCAGUAAACAGCUGUGCUUAUCCCUCUAACAGAUACUAAGCGGUGAAUGUACAAAUGAUAUUUCCUUUUUAAUUGCUUUAGUUGCAUUUCAGAGCUCAAUUAAGAUGCAACAUAUCACUGUUCACCUUACUAAUCUUAUGUGUAGUACGCUUGGAUGCUGACCCUAUAAAUGUAUAUGAACCUGAACUAAUAGCUCAACUACAUAAAAUAAUGAUUAAAGCAUGGAGAACAGACAAAAAAUACCUCAUGAGUGUGAUCAAGGAAUCAGUACAUGAGAAAUGAAAUGAGCUGAAUUGUUCGAUGUAUCACAUUGCUUAAUACAGCCUAAAAAAAACCUUUUCUAAUGUAAUAUGCAGGAGACUGUUACUUCAUGUAGAACAAAAACUAGGGAAAUAUCAGAAUGGUUUUAGAAUAGGCAGAACAACUGCAGACCAAAUACAUGCCAUAAGACAGAUCUUGGAGAAAACUUGAGAGUACAAUAUUAGCACAUUCCACCUCUGUAUAGACUUCAGAGCUGCCUACAUUAGUGUUAGUAUCCGAAGAGAGACAGUUCAUGGUUAUGGAAGAGUUUUGAUACCUAUGAAAUUAACUUAACCACAGCAGCUCUAAGAAGACAUAUUCAGAGUUAAAAUACAAAGUGAUUUAUCAGCUCUCUUUCUUGAGAGGAACAGUGGCUAGUAGGGGCCAGUAAAUGUUACCAUGGCCUUAGAAAACAACUAGGAUGUAUUACCGUGACACUCCAAAUGUAAAUUAUAUAUAUAUAAAUCACUUUUGAGGCCUGUUCUCUUAUAUAGAAGUGAAAGCUGGAUGAAAUGAAACUAGAAGUAUUUUAAAGGAAAAUACUAAGAAAAGUAUAUAGCCCCAUUAAAGAAUAUGACUUGUGGUGAAGGCUGGAAGACUGAGGUGGCUGGCACACCUAUAUAGAAGAAAUCAAAUCUCUGCAAUAAAAUGACAUUUGCCAAGAUGAAAGGCAAUAGAAGAGUGAGUAGACCCCCCCC